Messenger RNA from Pedinophyceae sp. YPF-701, 1290 nucleotides. The record is from the annotation of a GenBank genome assembly. NCBI's taxonomy places the organism in Eukaryota, Viridiplantae, Chlorophyta, Pedinophyceae.
AUGUGCCAGUAUCUCGUUGACCGGCUGGUCGUAGAGGGGGAUCUGCGCCGUGAGCUCGAGGAAACGGUCGUGGCCAAGGACGCUCUCGAGGCGCACGCGGCACAGCUGGCAACCGAGAAGCGCUCCCUCCAGCUCGAGCUCUCCUCCUUGGCGAGGGACCUCGCGCACGCACGGAAACUUGCCGAGGAGCGCGCCCUCGACCUCGCAGAGGCCCGAACCAGGUGUCACGCCCUCGAGUCGAAGGCGAAAGGCGGCGACAGCGCCGUUGCCGCAGCGGCGCGCGCCUCGGCCCGCAUCCGCGGCGAGCUCAGCGCGGCGCUCGACCGCGCCGCGGCCCUGGAGCGCGACCUCGCGUCGGAGCGCGCCGAGCACGCGGCGCUCCGGGAGGCCUUCAAAGCUCUCUUGGCCAACACGGAGGAGGUAGGAGCGGCGAACAGCCAGCUGCGCGACGAGGUCGAGCGGCUGCGAGCGGACGGCGCGGAGCGGCGGCUGCGGGAGGUGACGGAGCGGCUCGGCGAGGUGGAGGCGGCGGCGGCGCGGACGCCGCAGACGCCGGAGGCGGCGCGGGCGCGCAUGGCGGCGCUGAGGCGGGAGCGGGAGAUCCUGGUGGGGCGGAUGGAGCGCAUGCAGGCGGGGCAGCGGCGCGCGGUGGAGGAGGAGGGGGUGCUGGGGGAGUUCCUGGGGCAGGAGGUGGCGGCUCUGCAGGAGGAGUGCGCGGCGCUGCGGGGGCGUGUGGAGGAGCUGCGGGGGCGCGCGGAGCGGGCGGAGCAGCAGGCAGACACGCGCGGGCGGCUCGCGGCGCAGCUCGAGGCCCAGAUCCAGCAGUACGAGGACGACAACGCGGAGAGCGCCCAGAAGCUGGACGCGCUCACCGACGAGGUGCGGGAGUUGCAGGCUACCAACGCCGCGCUCGAUGCGCAGGCGAGGACGGCCGGGCAGCGCGCCGACGCGCUGCAGGCCGCCGCGGGCGAGCACGCCGGCGUCGUCGCCCGCCUGCGCAGCGACCUGCGGAUGGCCGAGGCGCGCGCCGUGGCUGCGGAGGCGCGCAGCCCAUCGGUGGAGCGCCCCCCCGCCUCGGACAUGAUCGAGGCCGCCCGCGCGCAGCUCGAGGCGGAGGUCCUCCGCGGCAACCUGCAGGCGUGCGAGGCGGAGCUGGAGGCGUGCAACGCGGUCUGCUACGAGGUCAAACAGCAGCUCGAGGUGAUCUGCGCUGGGGGUGCCGGGACGCACGAGGCCGUGCGGGAGCUCGCGGGGCUGCUCGCUGGACUUGAGAGGCCGCGCGGGGCGUGA